AUGAAAAAGACGCUCGUCUGCUCCCUCGAGGCGAAGCUGUUCAUUCAGAAGGAUCAGGCGGCGCUCUCGCCUGUUUUUGACCUUGAUUCGUAUGUAGAGUCCGAAAGCAAUCGUCCUAACAAUCUCUUCACGCAGAAAGACUCGGAGAAGGCGAAGGAGAUCUGCAUUCUGCGAAAGGACUGGAAUCAAAUCGAUGCGUGUUUCUAUCUCGUGAAUGGCGAAUGGAUGCGUCGCUGGAUCGAUUACAUCUUCGUACCGCCUUCGCUUCGUGGAUUACCCGAGGAUCAAUUUCACCCAGGACCGAUCGACAACUCGUCUCUCCUCUGGUCCCAGUCCUGCGAAGACUUGACCUCCAUCUGUGUGUUGCAGCCCGGUCUGCUCCAGGGUCUCGACUUCUACAUCGUCAAUCCCACCGUCUGGCAUUAUCUUGCGCGCCGCUACGACUAUUCCUACGCCCUCCUCGUCCGUGAUGGCUCCAGCCGCGCUCCGCGCCUCCGUUCUCCCUGCCACUCCUCCACACAAAGCGACGAGGAGCUCUUCAACAAGUACUCCCUCCCCUCCCGCAGCCCAUCGCGCAUCUCCGUCCUCAUGCCUCCCUCCGACGCGCCCUCGCCUCCCUCCGUCCCCGACCAAUUCCUCCACGCGCCGCGCUGCUCUCUGCGCGCUCGGAUCCCCUGCGUGGUCUGCGGCGAGGACGCUCUGCUGCGCUGCCGCCGCUGCCAGCGCGUUUUUUACUGCAGCUUCGCAUGUCGGAGCGCGCAUUUCCCCUUCCACCGCUACGCCUGCAGCGCGCCCACCGACGCCGACACGCAGCCCAUGCUCCCCGCGGAGUGCGCCGUCAGCGACCUCCCCGCGGGGACGGAGCAGGUCCGCCAGGGCAUCGCGAACGCGGGGAACACGUGCUAUUUAUCCGCGGGACUGCAGUGCCUGUUCUCGGUGGCGCCGCUGCGGCGCCUGCUGCUCAGCCGGCAGUUCGAGCGGUAUCUGCGGUCGGAGAGGCGCGGUCUGAGCGACGCGCUGAGCCAGCUGUUCGCGGAUAUGCGGUUCGGGCACAGCCCCGCGUCGGCGGUUGGGUUGGCGGGGAGAAAUGAGGAGUAG
Messenger RNA from Blastocystis hominis, 1098 nucleotides. RefSeq lists its product as hypothetical. NCBI's taxonomy places the organism in Eukaryota, Bigyra, Opalinata, Blastocystidae. The record is from RefSeq and is a predicted model, not a curated record. Gene Ontology annotation, biological process: protein deubiquitination. Gene Ontology annotation, molecular function: cysteine-type deubiquitinase activity.